Messenger RNA from Anisakis simplex (herring worm), 393 nucleotides. Lineage: Eukaryota; Metazoa; Nematoda; Chromadorea; Rhabditida; Anisakidae. The record is from the annotation of a GenBank genome assembly.
AUGGUAACCGGUAACGGUACGGUCAGGUUCUACAAUACGGUGCCGCAGAAACACAUGAAGAAUCGAGUGAUGUACUGGCCGCGUGGACGUGUCUGGGGUGGAUCGUCGUCGUUGAACGCGAUGGUGCAUAUCAGAGGACAUCCGCUGGAUUAUGACCGAUGGGAUGGCGAGGGGGCCGCUGGGUGGACGUAUGCAAAUUGCCUGCCUUAUUUCAAGAAAUCAGAGACUUAUGACUGCUCGAAAGGUGCCACGGACCCGUAUCGGGGGCAUAAUGGCCCCCUGAAAGUGAUGCGGGCCAAGUGCAAGAAUCCGCUACAUCAAGCGUUUUUAGCGGCUGGGAAUCAGGUAUCUUUUUUUGUUUUGAAUUUGGAGGUUUACCCGGGGAAAAACUAG